UCCGAGUGUCAUUUCUUACUCUGUUGUACAUUUUGUCUUUACCUGUGUCAUUCCGCUUUGGAAGACCUAUCAGUAUUUAUUAGGUCAUUAAACAACAUAGUUCCAUCAGCAUCCUUAAAAGCAUAGCUCAGUUGUUAUUAUGUAUAUGCUACAUUUUUGUUUGCCACUACACAAAAUGUUCUCUGUUAUCUGCAUCACUGCACAGCUAAUGACACUCUCCAAGACAUACCUCUUUUCCUUGCACAUGAAACCAGGAUAGCUUUCAUAUGCCCCAAAUUCAGCAGUCUUAGAAACCUCUUCUUCUCUCAUAUGCUUCUAUUUAACUUGUAAAGUUCAGGAAAAAUAGUGGUAGGAUACAUACAACUAAAGCGUUGCAAAACUAACUUCUACUAAAUCUCUGAGCCCAGGAAACAUCACUCACAACUAAUUCACUCUUAAAUUAGAGGACUUGAUGGUAGGAUUAUUCUUUGCUGUAGGUUUAUUUCAAUUAAGCAUAUUUAAGCCAGGAAAACAAAGUCAUGGUGCAAGUAGAAGCUUUAUAGCAAUUUCACAUCAUGUAACAUAAACAUUACUGCAUAUACCUAUUACUGUACACUGUCGUGCAAACACAGCAGAAAACUCAAGCCUCUCCCCACCUCUAUUCUUGUAGUAGAACCCUAUCAGUUCCUACAGAUCACAGAAUAGUUUUAGUUGAAAGAUAUCUUAAAGACCAUCUAGCUUCAACGCCCCUGCCAUGGGUGGGGACAUCUCCAGACAUCUCCCACCAGAGCAGGUUGCUCUAAGUUCCAUCUGACCUGGCCUUGAAUGCUUCCAGGGUAGGGAUCUCCACAACCUACCCAGGCACACUAUUCCAUAUCUACAUCCUCACAGUAAAGAUUUUCUUCCUUAUAACUAAUCUAAAUCUCUUUUAGUUUAAAACCAUUCCUCUUGUCGUAUCAUUACACAGCCUGGUAAAGACUCUUUCUCCAUCUUUCUUAUAGGCCAUUUUUAAGAUUUGGAAGGCCACAAUAAGAUCUUCCCAGAGCCUUCUCUUUCCUAGGCUAAAUAAUCCCAACUCUCUCAGUCUGUCUUCAAGGGAGAAGUGCUCCAGCCCUGUGACCAUUUUAAUGGCCCUCCUCUGGAUCCAUUCCAACAGGUCUGUCUCUCUCUUAUUUUGGGCUCCCCAAAGCUGAAUGCAGUGCUACAGAUGAGGGCUCACAAGAAUGGAGCAGAAUGGGAGAAUCAUCUCCCUAGACCCACAGGUCAUGUUUCCUGGGCUGUAUCAAAAGAAGCAACUGGCUUUCUAGGCUGCAAAAUUUGAAUUUCAUUUCAAGUGACACAAGAUGAUGCUAAUCAAGUCCUGUAUCUCAGUUCAGUGAAAGAGAGAAGAGCAUCUUUCAACAGCAUUAGUUUGCAAAGUGCUAACAUGCUCUUGUCUCAGCAAAAAAUUUUCAAGUCAAAAUCCUCUGGAGUGCUAUACCGCAGAAAGGCACCUUUCAACACGUGUGUUCAUAGAAGGAUCUAUUUAUUUAUAAUUAUUAUUAAUUAAAGAACAAGAAAGGUUCGAAAGCUUCUGUAAUCUGUAUCUCAGUAUCUCAUUAUAAAUGCAGAGGGCAACCUAUCUGAUGCAACAGAACAACCCGUGGCACUGUCUCAGACAGCUUAUUAUCUGUCCUCUGGCCAUUGCCUAUUUCUGCGAGAGUAUGAAAUAAUACAGAAUAUGAAACACAAGCAAAAAGCCUCUAUGUUAACUAAGAUGCACAUUCUCUUGACUUGUAUGUCCUGAGUUUGACAAUAAAGAUAUUAGACUUCAUCACCUACCAUACUGCUUGCAAGUUGAACUCGCGUAUGAGUUCUAAUAUUUCGUUACAUACCUCUGUAAAGCACAAUGGAAGCUAAGAUCCCUGUAGGAAAAGCUGUUCUUUUAGCUAGUUUAUUGUUGCAACUUUGUUUUUUUUAAUAGCUUGAUGGUGGAUUUUUCUGUUUUCCUAGAACAUUUAACUUCAGCAAUACAUAAAUGGAAUGAAGCAACAACAUUAGACAAGCUGACAGGAUGUAUAAGUUUAAAGGAAUGGUUUCCAUUAACUUACUUUACAUUUUUCUAGCUCAGAAAAUAACAAAUGUUGACUGGCACUCUAAGCUAAAUAAAGCUGCACACCACACAUCCGAUUACAACAGCACACAAGUGAUCUUGAGGAGAGGACAGGCUUUCACUAUUACCCUAAACUUCCAAACAACGGUGCAACCUGAGGACAACUUCACAUUUAUUGCAAGCACAGGACUAUCUGCAGCAGAAUCACAGCAGACCAAGGCCAUAUUUUACCUUUCUAAGGAUGCUGCCAAUGGCUGGAGUGCAACUCAAGAGCACUGUGAGCCUGGCCGCAUGAGUCUCAUGAUAAUCAGCCCUGCCAAUGCCAUCAUUGGACGAUACAAACUCAAACUCCAGAUUGCUUCUGGCAACAAGACCUCUUCAGCACUCCUAGGCCAGUUUGUGUUACUCUUCAAUCCCUGGUGUCCAAAUGACGAUGUCUAUAUGGCUAAUGAAAAGGAGCGACGGGAAUAUGUUCUGAAUGACAGUGGAAUCAUAUUUCAGGGAAAGGAAAAAUAUAUUCAGCAAGAAGCUUGGAAUUAUGGGCAGUUUGAAGAAGAUAUCCUUGAUAUCUCUCUGUCUAUACUGGAUCGAAGCCUGAACCACCGCCAAGAUCCAUCCACUGAUGUAUCCAACAGGAACGAUCCCAUCUAUGUGUGCAGGGUUAUUAGUGCUAUGGUUAACAGCAAUGAUGAAAAGGGAGUAGUGGAAGGGAAGUGGAGUGGAAACUAUCGCUCAGGAACCAACCCCUUGCACUGGAGUGGAAGUGUGACCAUCCUUCGAAAGUGGUACAGAGGGAGAUACAAACCCAUCCGGUAUGGCCAGUGCUGGGUCUUUGCAGGAGUUAUGUGCACAGUUCUGAGAUCGCUGGGAAUACCUACCCGUGUUAUUACAAACUUUAACUCUGCCCAUGAUACUAAUAUCAACCUGAGUAUUGACAAAUACAUCGAUGUUUCUGGAAAGACCCUGCACCUGACUGAAGACAGCGUGUGGAAUUUCCAUGUCUGGAACGAGAGCUGGUUUACUAGAAGAGAUCUUGGAUCUUUUUAUGAUGGAUGGCAGGUUUUGGAUGCAACACCCCAGGAAAAAAGCAAAGGCAUCUAUCGAUGUGGCCCAGCUUCCACCAGAGCCAUUAAGGAAGGAGAUGUGAACCUGGAUUAUGACAGCUCAUUUGUGUUCGCAGCAGUGAAUGCUGACUGUGUUACUUGGAUUCACCAUAGCAACAAAAGGAAAGAGAGAAUUUACUCCAAUACCAGGAAAAUUGGAAAAUUUAUUAGCACCAAAGCAGUGGGCACCAACACCCGAGUGGAUGUCACUGAUAAUUACAAAUAUCCAGAAGGAUCCUCCAAAGAAAGGGAGGUGUACAAAAAGGCACUGAAGCUGCUGCGUGUGAGAAACACUGGAAGAAGAAAAAAAGUUACAAAACCCAGGAGACGACUUCCAGUAGCAUGGAGACAAAAUAUGAGAGCGACCACACGAAAACCCACUGUCUCGGGGAAGCUGAAGCUGGAUGCAUCUCCUGUAAUAGGCCAGGAUAUCCUCCUCACCUUGGCACUGCAGAAUUUGACUGCAGACUUCAAGACCAUAAAGGUUAAACUGAAGGCUUCAGCUGUUCUCUACACGAGAAAACCGAAGGCAGAGAUCUUGCAGUGGUCUAGGUCUGUUCAACUUGGAUCUGAAGAAGCGAAAGAGAUCUCAUUCAAGAUCACCUACUCCCAGUACAAAAAUGCUUUGCUGGAUGACAGGAAGAUCCUAGUGACUGCUGUGUGUGAAACCAGACAGGGAGCAUCACUUCUACUGGAAAAAGAUAUUGUACUUCAGGAUCCUCUUCUCACCAUCGAGGUCCUUGGUCCAACAGUGGUACACAAGGCCACUACGGUGCUGGUCACAUUUACCAACCCGCUGUCUGAAGUGGUGACAGACUGUGUGCUGAGAGCAGAAGGCAGCGGCCUGCUCAAAGAGCAACUCAACAUCAAUGUGGCAAGAAUGGCCCCCAUGGAGACCUCAACAGCUGAGUUUGAGAUCAUUCCCUACAAGAGUGGCAUCAGGCAGCUUCAGGUGGACUUGGCUUGCAUCCAAUUUUCAAACAUCAAGGGAUUUGUGAUGCUUGAUGUGGCUCCUGCCCAGUGAUACAACCUUUACACCAGUUCAGUUUUGUCAUGGUUUAUGAGACUGGCACAGUGCUCAAGCAUUAUUAGCACUAGAAAUGUAGAAAUGCAGAUUACUCGGCCAAAGCAAGUGAAAAAAUAUGAACCGAAAUCAACAAAAAGGUACCAUGCACUGUACUGUUCUUCGUUUUGCAAAGUAGCUCAGGAGAAAGUUUCAAAGCUAAAACUGAUACCUAUACUGCUUUGUUGAUAGAAAUGACACACUUUCUGUCUGGACCUUCCUAAUUUAAGUGCUGCCAAAAGCUUUCAGGACUUACACGAAUACAACUCUGGCCUGACUGCUGUGUUUCAUUGCUUUUUAAAUACAAAGGACAGCAAGACAAAGGUGCCAGUCUGGAAGAUAUGCUGCAGGAAAUACUGACCAAGCUAUUCUACCGGCCCAGAGGGAAUGACCCUAAACUGUGUCCUCUUCAUAAGAAAUGGCAGCAGUUCCCUUGGACUUUGCUAAGCCUAAACAUAAGCAAUUUCCUGAAAAUAAAAAUUAAUGUGUGUAGAGAUCCACCUUAGAUGCUCUCUGGCUUUGUAACAUUGCCUGCUUCUAGUAUGAAUCUAUUUUAGGCUGUGGUAGUCAUCAGAAUCAAUAAGCAGCACAGGCAAACAGUGCAUUGGUCCUAAUUAUUUUGGAAUGAUGCACUUUGAUGAAAUUGCAGUGGGGGGGGAGGGGAGUGUGGGGAAAGGUUGGGUGUUUUUUGUUCACUCCAGUUCAGCAACUUCUCCCUGCUUUACCCUGAAGAAUUGGCUGAACUUGUCAGUGAGACCACUUAAGAAAAAAGAGUCCACUACACGUACUGCUGUUUUGUGAUAGCUUGACUUUCAGGGCUGUUAAGCUGGCAGACCUGCUGCUACAUGCCUCCCUCAGCCCUUCAUCUGUAUCUUACAAAACCACUGUAUCCGCCCUCCCCACCUAUGACAGAGGAACUGCCACCUGCUGCUUUAUGCCAAGCAGACAGGAGAAAAGCAAAACUGAUUUUUCAGUUGAUACUGUGCAGCACUUCCAGAAACACAUAGGAAGCAGGCUGGUAGAAAAGGCUGAGGACUAUCAGGAUUAUGAAGAUUCACAUUCAGCAGUCUUGUAUCCUUUUUCCACCAAGCUGCUAAAAGUAGGUCACCAUACUCUGUCAGAAAGGUAUUGUGACACCUGUAUCUCAAGCCCAACAACAUAUCAAUAUAUUCCUUGCAGCAAAGAAGCCAAAAUCAAUAAAGAUAUGAAUUUUCCUAAGAUACUGUUUGUCCAUUUCCUCCUACCAACACCUAGCAUGAGGCAUGCCUAGGAACCGAGCCUCAGCUUCCCCAAAAAUAAUGUUUCAGAGACUCAAACUGAUUCUGUAACAAAUUAAACGGAGGUCUCAUUCAAAUUUCUUUCAUUUGAAGCCAACACAAUCUUCAAAACACGUAAAUUUCUGUUUUACUGCAUCCAUUACACUACUCUGCGAUCCACAUAUAUACUUACAAGGGUCCCCAAAGCUAGUCAAAACCAGUCAGUCCAGCGAGACUGGAAUGAAGACUGAAAAGGUCACACAUACAUGAAUGCAGGAAUUUGGAUUUCUCCAGGCAAAGCAGAGGGGGCAAUGAGUAGCUUUGCACCUAUCAAUUAAGUCUUACAGAAUCUUGGAAAGUCAGGGUAUAAAAUCCACCAUUCACCUCAGAAAGGGCCUUGAGGUGGUGAUUAUAUUCACAACGUCUCAUUCAGUCUUGCAAGAACGCAGACUGACAUUGCAGACUGACAUUAACUCAACAUGCAGUACAGCUAAGCCAUUUAAAUUCCUUCACUAUUUGUCCUUAAAUACAACCCAGGAAAUGAUCUAACACAGUGUUUGUCACAAGAGCUUGGCAUCACCUCGUCCUAAUUAACUAUUUGUAAAGGAAGCCUACUGUUCAAAGGGAAAUCAGCAGGAGCACUUGUGCAAAGUCCUUUGCUUUGCAACACGUGGGGUUGCUGGGUUUUUGGGGUGUCAGCAUUAACUGCCCUCAGCAACCACACCCAGCUCAGCUGCAGUGCUAAAGCACAGAUUUAUCUGUCCAGCGAUGUACAAGAAAUACACAUUCCUCCUGUGUUAGACAGCUGGUCAAUUAAACUAAUAAUUAUUACAGAGAAAAUGUUAAAAUGCCUGAAGAAAGAUUUAAACGCUUUGACCAAACCUACAAUCUUUAUACAGCCCUUAGUCAGAAGUCCAUAGGAGUUAGUAGAGUAACACACAGCUAAUUACCAGCAUUUUGCUUUAUAAAUAUGCCAUUUAAAGCUGAACAUGCACCCAGCCCUCAUUCCACUCCGAUUAAUCCAGUAAGUAAUAAUAAUAAUGUAAGCACUAGCUGAAAUCUAACAUUCACACUAUGAAUUUGGCUUGAAAGGUCUCAAUGACAGUAAAUGCUUCUCCCCAGAACUGUUUUCUUGAUAUAAUUUUCUCAGACCUUGAUUCUAACAGUCAAUUAAAUAACUACCCUUCUACAGAUUUAUCUUUUUAAUCUGAUAGCCCAAG
Lagopus muta (rock ptarmigan) is the source of this 6713-nucleotide messenger RNA. Its product is annotated as protein-glutamine gamma-glutamyltransferase 6-like. Lineage: Eukaryota; Metazoa; Chordata; Aves; Galliformes; Phasianidae. The record is from RefSeq and is a predicted model, not a curated record. The transcript has 12 exons. Gene Ontology annotation, molecular function: protein-glutamine gamma-glutamyltransferase activity. Gene Ontology annotation, biological process: peptide cross-linking. The coding region runs from base 2033 to 4198 and encodes 721 amino acids.